UGCCUGUAAUCCCAGCACUUUGGGAGGCUGGGGCGGACAGGCUGCUUGAGCUCAAGAGUUCCAGACUAGCAUCGGCAAAGCAGGGAGACCCCAUCUUUACAAAAAAAUUAGCCUGGCAUGGUGUUGUGAGCCCAUAGUCCCAGCUAAGUAGGGCAGAGGUAGGAGAAUCACUUGAGCCCAGGAGUUCCAGGCUGCAGUGAGCCGCGGGGUCGUGCCACUGGACUCCAGCCUGGGUGAAAGAGCAAGACCCUGUCUCAAAAAGAGAAAGGAAAAAAUUUAACAUCAAGAACUUCCUUUCAUCAAGACACCACUGAGAGAAUAUGACAACCCACAGAGUAGGAAAACAGACUUGUAAUACAUAUCCGCAACAAUGGACUUCCUCCUAGAAUACAGAGGAUAAAAAGUAGCAACACUUCCGCUUGCACCCGGACGGAACUUCCUGUCACGGAAAAGAACAUCCUGUCACGGAGAAGAACAACAUCCUGCAGAAUUUCCUGUCACGAGGAACAUUCCGCAGGAGGAAAUGGAGGCUGAAAGGCUGCGACUCCUCGAGGAAGAGGCCAAGCGGAAAAAGGUAGCCAGAAUGGGAUUUAAUGCAUCUUCCAUGCUCCGAAAAAGCCAGCUAGGUUUCCUCAACGUAACCAGUUACUCCCGUUUAGCCAACGAGCUGCGUGUGAGCUGCAUGGAGCGGAAAAAGGUCCAAAUUCGGAGCUUGGAUCCCUCCUCUUUGGCGAGCGACCGAUUUAACUUCAUUCUGGCGAGUACCAACAGCGACCAGCUCUUCGUAGUGAACCAGGUCGAAGUCGAAGGCUCCAAGUACGGCAUCAUCAGCCUGCGAACUCUGAAGAUCCCUUCGUUCCACGUGUACGUUCUCAGAAACCUUUACGUCCCCAACCGGAAGGUGAAGUCCCUGUGCUGGGCCUCGCUGAACCAGUUGGACUCUCACGUUCUGCUGUGCUUCGAGGGAAUCACAGAUGCUCCAAGCUGUGCAGUGCUGCUCCCAGCGUCGCGGUUCUUAAGUGUUCACACAAGAGUUAACCAGCCUGGCAUGCUCUGCAGUUUCCAGAUCCCAGAGGCCUGGUCCUGUGCGUGGUCCCUCAACACCCGGGCAUAUAACUGCUUUAGUGCAGGCUUGUCUCAGCAGGUCCUGUUGACCAGCGUGGCGACGGGACACCAGCAGUCAUUUGAUACCAGCAGUGAUGUCUUGGCCCAGCAGUUUGCUAGUACGGCUCCUUUGCUGUUUAAUGGCUGUCGCUCCGGGGAGAUCUUUGCCAUUGAUCUGCGUUGUAGAAAUCGAGGCAAGGGGUGGAGGGCCACUCGCCUGUUCCAUGACUCAGCAGUGACCUCUGUGCAAAUCCUCCAAGAAGAGCAAUGCCUGAUGGCAUCAGACAUGACUGGAAAGAUCAAGCUGUGGGAUCUGAGGGCCACUAAAUGUGUAAGGCAGUACGAAGGUCACGUGAAUGAGUCCGCCUAUCUGCCCCUGCAUGUGCACGAGGAAGAGGGAAUCGUGGUGGCAGUGGGCCAGGACUGCUACACGAGAAUCUGGAGCCUCCAUGAUGCUCACCUGCUCAGAACCAUCCCUUCCCCGUACUCUGCCUCCGAGGACGACAUUCCCAGCGUGGCCUUCGCUUCUCGGCUCGGGGGCAUCCGGGGAGCAGCACCAGGGCUGCUCAUGGCUGUCCGGCAGGACCUUUAUUGUUUCCCCUUCAGCUAAUUCUGCAGGUGGCAGCGCGGCCGAAUGUGGAUUUGACUUAAGGAAGUUAAGAGUAUCUUAUUACCGUUUCUGUGAGAGCAUUUUAAGAGACGUGUUGUGUAUAGAUCGCAUCCAUCCGGCUGCCAGGGGUAAGGUGUUAAGAGUUUUAUGUGCAGACAUUCUUGUAAAGUUAUUUCAGUUAAACUGUGGACUUAACUUGAAAGUCCUUUUCAUAAAAGGUACCUGUUUCCUCUUGUUGAAUGCCUUAGAACAGUUAACCACCUCCCCAACCCUUUUUUUUUUUUUUUAAUAAUUAAGACUUUUCUAAGGACUGAAGAUUGGCAAAAACUAAAAUAAAGCAGCUUCUUUCACUAGUAGCCCUUUAGAGAAGCAUAAUGAUGGUACUGGUAAGACUGUUUGACUAAUCAUACAGGGUCCCAGGCAUCUGCGCUUGAGGAAGCCAGUGGGAGUGGAGACAAGGGAGAAGUAAUUUCUCGGAGUCUCUACAGAAGUAUUUAAGGCUGGAGUUUGGAAUCAUUAAAUUUGGCCUUCUCAAACUCAAUAGCAGAUCUCUUAAGAUUCUCCUUUUAUUGUUAUCAUCCAUAGGCAUUGGAAGGAAAGAUGGAUCUUUUUAAAUACUAGAAGUUUGAAACAGUCCUUGAUGUGCUUUUGUUGAGGUACCUUUAAGAAUGUAAGGUACAGCAGCUCCGGUUUCUAUUAUGGUGACUUGAAGUUCAGAUUCAAGGAAUUGGCUUUGACUUUUUGUAAUCUAGGAGCAGCAGUUUGUGAGAGAUUUAUUAAAAAUGUUAAAGAGCCUGUUUUUUCUACUAAGCAAGGAAGAAAAAAAAACGUGUAAUAAUGUUAGUUGCUACUUCUUAAUAGCCAAAGCCUGGAAAUGAUCUGAAUUUCGAAAAUGCUAAAAUUCGUGAUAUAAUCAUACAAUCGGAUACUGCAUAAUAAUAGAAAAUAAGGCACACUUGCUAUGUGAAACAGUAUGGACCAAUCUCAACAUGUUGACUGAAAUUAGGUAGAAAUGAGUACAAACUGUAUGAUUCAAUUCUAAAGUUCAAAAGCAGUAAAAAUUUGUCUAUGGUGAUUAAAGGUAGAGUAGAGUAGUACGUACCUCUGUAGAAAAAAAGGAUUUUUUUUUUUUCUUUUUAGGAUGUUUGAGAAGUGACAUGGGGAAGCUUUAGGAAUGCUGAGUUUUCUUUAUCUUGACACUUGAUACAUACGUAAUUCAUAUAUCUAUAUGCUUCACGUUUUUAUAGUUUACUGUAUAUAUGUUAUUCCUCAAAAAAUAAAAAUAAGCAAUUAGGACACUAUUGUAGUUAGUCAGGCAAGGGACAAUGAUGCCUUGGACCUGCAUGUGAGAAGUAGAAAUGAUCAGAAAUGAUUGCAUUGGAAGAUCAUUCGAAGGUAGUAUUAUUGAUAAGGCUUGCUGCUGAGAGUAAACUAGAAAGUGAAAGAAAAAAGGAUGGCGGCUUUUUUUUUUUUUUUUUUUUUGAGACGGAGUCUCGUUUUGUCGCCCAGGCUGGAGUGCAGUGGCGCGAUCUCGGCUCACUGCAAGCUCUGAGGAUGGCAGCUUUUUUGUUAACUUUAGAACUGGUAGAUGAUGGUGUCGUUUACUAACCUGGGGAGGAUGAGGAGAAAAAACUUUAGGUGAAGGGAAUGAUGCUGAGUUUUAGACAUCUACUAAACCUCCAAUCGGAGAUACAAAGUAUUCUGCAGAUCAGGGGUCAUGUCAUGGCUGGUAAUACAAAUUUGGUGACUUCAAUACAUAGAAUUAAAAUAGAUGGGAUAGAUGUGCUUUAUAUGACAUAGAUGAGGUUAAUGUAAUUACAUAUUGAUAGAAGAUGAGUAGAUCAAUAGAGAAGAUAUUGGAGUGUGGUUAGGCACAGAUUUUUGGAAUCCUUUCAGUCAGUUUUUUAUACUAACUUGAUAUGUGACAUGAGAAAUUGUGUAAGCUUUACUUGCUGUUGUUUCUUCAGUGUAAAAUGUCUUAGAUAAUAAAACUAAAUGAUAAAGUAGAUACAGGGUUAAAGGAUAUGUAUCUUGUUCCUUUUACAUUGUAAGCAUUCAAAAUAAAACAAAACAAUGAA
Messenger RNA from Gorilla gorilla gorilla (western lowland gorilla), 3792 nucleotides. It is a transcript of the gene DCAF4L1, whose product is annotated as DDB1 and CUL4 associated factor 4 like 1. The coding region runs from base 524 to 1714 and encodes 396 amino acids. The record is from RefSeq and is a predicted model, not a curated record. Gene Ontology annotation, cellular component: Cul4-RING E3 ubiquitin ligase complex. Gene Ontology annotation, molecular function: protein binding. The transcript has a single exon. NCBI's taxonomy places the organism in Eukaryota, Metazoa, Chordata, Mammalia, Primates, Hominidae.